AGUUCAACAAGCAAAAUUGAUAGCAUCGAGGAGGAGAAGGAGAAAGAGUCAAGCAUUGAAGCAAACAUGUUGUCGAAUGGCCCCCACAUACAGCCAAGGCUGAUGGCAUCACUUGUGCUCCUAGGUAUGGCUACUGUAGCGUUUCUGCCGCUAAGUCAAUCUGCUCCCGCCCCAGCAGGUAACUUGUCGCUAGUAUGUGCAAAUGUGGACGAGGUUGAAGAUUGCAUUCAACAAGACGCCAGUGUUCUCGUCAAGUGUGAAGCUCGCGGUGCUGGGCAGUUGGACGUGGAGUUGCCCUCUUUCGCCCACGCCACCACUAGAGCGCAGAGGGUGACCGGUGGAAAGGACUUCUUGAUCACCAUCUCCGCCCGCCACGCGGAAAGCCGUGUGAAACACUGCGCCCGUGCCUCAAGCCCGAGUCAGCAUCAGGAGUCUUGCUUUACACUGAAUGUAUGCGAGCCCGUGGAUGGAGCAGCAACAUCUUCUGGUGAAGGCGAUCAUGGUGACGUCACUCCUGGGCAAGCACGUUUCCUCGCCCGCGACGAUCUGAUUUUCUGGAAAGACGAGCCCAAGCCUGCCACAAACGCUGACCUAUACGUUGGACUGAUCGAAGGCGAGAAGAAUGCCCAACAUGAUUUUCAGUGUGAUGGAGGCCGUAGACUGAGAAUUAUCAGCAACGUCGGUGCAGGUCGCACUUUCGGAGAAGCCCAACAGGUUUGCCAGGAUAGGGGCAUGGUCCUGCCACCUUCCAAUUUCAAUUUCUGCAUGAAAUUCUUUGCACACCAAAGGCUAUUGGACGUGGAGCUGGACGAGCCAUUUGCUUGGAUUGGAGAGAAUCUACAUACAGACAAUUUACCCACCGGACAUGCUUCGGCAAACAACAAUGGCCAUUUCGUCAUGUCUACCCAGCUUCCUGUCACGAUGUGUAUUAAUACACGUGCAUAAACCAGUGUUGUAUAAGAAGAAAGGCUGCCGAUCCACCCGAUCCAUAAUGGUAAACAAGCUGGUGACCUGCUUCCUCUUACAACUUGGACGGAAUGACAGUACAUGACAUGAUUCCAUUGCCUGUUCUGUGCUCCAGAUCGCUGUCUUUCCCGUUUCCCGCAUGGAUUCUCUUCGUUUAACCUCUCCUUGCAUAUACAUAAUUAUAUA
This is a messenger RNA of Sycon ciliatum, 1152 nucleotides long. RefSeq lists its product as uncharacterized. The coding region runs from base 67 to 945 and encodes 292 amino acids. Lineage: Eukaryota; Metazoa; Porifera; Calcarea; Leucosolenida; Sycettidae. The record is from RefSeq and is a predicted model, not a curated record. The transcript has 10 exons.